AUGUUAAAUCAGACAUACAAAAUGCAAAACAUGCAAAAAUUAUAUUUAGUGUUCCAAGAUGUUCACACAAUGGCGAUUAUUGGCUUCGGCUUCAUAAUGGUUUUUCUUCGUCGCUAUGGAUUUUCGUCGGUUUCCUUCAAUCUCCUUCUCGUCUGCUUUGUGAUACAAUGGUCAAUGCUCAUUCGCGGAUUUUUCUCAGCAGAUUUUGCGAAAGAUGGAAAAUUCCCGAUUUCUAUUAUCGAAUUAAUUAAAGCUGAUAUGGAUGCGAUAACGAUCGUCAUAGCGAUGGGUGCUGUAUUGGGUAAAUUAACUCCAAUUCAAUAUGUCAUUAUGGCUGUAUUUGGAGUUCCAUUAGCUGUCACCGUUGAUCACAUCGUUUUCAGAUUUUUAAUGGUGAAUGAUGUUGGUAGGUCAUUGGUUAUACAUACUUUCGGUGCUAUAUUUGGUAUUGCUGUUGCAAGAGGUUUCGUGAGUCCUGUGACAUUUGAACAUCCACAUAAAGGAAGCAAUUAUAACUCGGAUAUUUUUGCAAUGAUUGGUGGCCUCUUUUUAUUUAUAUUCUUUCCAUCAUUUAAUGCAGCUCUUGCUAGUCCAGAAAAUGCCCGUCACCGUGCAAUCCUUAAUUCAUACUUAGCUCUUAGCGCAUGUGGUGUAAUUACGUUCGCAGCAAGUCAAACUAUGGAUCGUGAAAAGAAGAGUCGAUUUACUCUAAGACAUAUCGCAAAUUCAACAAUUGCUGGUGGUAUUACUAUUGGUACCGUUGCUAAUAUUAUCCUGGAACCAGUAUUUGCUGUACUUGUUGGUUGUCUCGCUGGUUUCAUUUCGGUUUUCAGCUAUCAAAUUAUUACUCCUGCUCUACUUAAAAAACUUCGUAUUGAUGAUACUCGUGGAGUUUUCAGUUCUCAUGCACUUCCAGGUAUUCUGGCUGGUAUUCUGGGAUUCAUUUUUGCUUUCAUCUAUGAUCCAACUCGCUAUGACAAUUUCCUUUAUUUAGGAUUGCUUUUGAAACUGAAAUUCUUAAAUCAAAUUCGUGAUAAAGAAUUCUUUUCCGAUUUCGAUAUAUUCGAUGUGCCUGAGGAUUUCGACUUUACAACUCGAGUAAACUUCAUUCGUUUAUUUUCAUCAAAUAAUUUCUGA
This is a messenger RNA of Dracunculus medinensis (Guinea worm), 1137 nucleotides long. The record is from the annotation of a GenBank genome assembly. NCBI's taxonomy places the organism in Eukaryota, Metazoa, Nematoda, Chromadorea, Rhabditida, Dracunculidae.